Molecule: messenger RNA, 4083 nt
Organism: Bombus pascuorum
Lineage: Eukaryota; Metazoa; Arthropoda; Insecta; Hymenoptera; Apidae
Exons: 3
Coding region: 1-3240 (1079 amino acids)
Source: RefSeq, a predicted model, not a curated record
AUGAUCAUGAAACUCGACACCGCGAUGCAAACUUUACACUUCCAAUUAGAUGAAAUACUUAACGUCAUGAUAUUAGGCAAACAAGGAAUAAUUAGUCCAGAAAUACUCGACUCCGAUGAAUUUCUAGAAAAUUACGCCAAGAUAAUAGGUAACCGGAUGUACAACACCGCGAUCUCUGCCAAAACCGAACAUUUUCAGUUUAUACUCGACAUCAGUGAUCUUCAAAUCUUUACAAUAGGCGACAAAAUAUUCUUCAAAAUCAUAGUACCUUUAGUCCCUAACGCAGAAUGGAACAUAUUACAGAUAUAUCCUAUUCCGAGUAAGAGAAAUGGAGUAUUUUUUGCUCCAGUAGUUGAACAUCAGAUAUAUUUAACUUCAGGUCUUUUAUUUAUGAACACUGAUAUCGAAUAUCUCAACAAACUUUGUAAGAAUCAAGCCGGAACCACUAUAUGCAAACAAACACUACCAAUUCAUGACAGAAACUCAAAAACCGAUUGUCGCAGCGAAAUAAUAAACUUCAAACCUCACAUUGAACAUUGCCAAAUAACUGUACUUAAGAUCGAAGACAUUAGCUUUAUACCACUCAAAACUAGCAACUGUUACAUUGCGAUACCGGCAAAUCCGAUAGAAAUAGACACAAUUUGCCAAACGAAACAUACUUUGCAAAAACUUGACAAGCCUUCUAUCACAAGGGCCAAUACAUCUUGCGAUAUACUGUACAAAGCCGAACACAUGCGUAUAGGCGAAACAAAAAACGAAGUCAAAUACGAAAUCAAAACAAAAACCCUAGCGCUCAAAACAAACGAUAGUUUCACUCAUCUGUUAGAUAAACUCCAGCGAGCACCAAAGAAUAGGCGAUUGACGGAUGCCGAAGUGAAAGUUCAGAAGUCCAUUCAAAAACUUUCUGUCCCAGAUUGGUAUGCAAAGAAACGUUCGAAACCACCAAAGAUAUUAAACGCCAUGCCGAUUGAAUAUCGUGUACCAUUAUGGAAGAGACUUACUCUUAGAAGAAAACGUACAUCAAAUUCAUCGUCUUCCGAGUCAACAGGUAUUUGUUAUAUAUCUCCACACGUGAAGGAAAAUGUAAAAGAGAAAACUAAGAAAGCCACACCGCCUACAACAUCCAACAAGAAAAAAAAUUGUCAGCAAAUGUUAUCAGAAACUAAAAACACGAGAUCCCCGACGAAGUCUUCUUCAUCCAAGGAAGAAAUUUUAGACCUGGACACUCCGGUAAUGAAGUUCCCUAGAAAAAUUCCCAAGACUUUUCCUGAAAUAUCGCCUUCUAGAAAAAUCCAUAACAUAAAUAUCGUUUUACCACCCGCUCCGAAGAUUGUAUUAUCAAAAGAGAUCGAAGACAUGUGUAAUGACGACUAUAGCAGUGACGAGAGUAAAGAGACGUCUGUUUUAAAGGAACGACCAUUUAAUGUUGAUAGGACUACUAAGAUUGAAGAUUUUAGAAACGCCGAUGUGAUAAUACACGCAGAAAGAGAUAACAGACAAAAGAAGGUCAGAUUUCAAGAUUCCCAAGCUGUGACGACUCUUUUAAAAACACUAGAAAAGCCAAACAUUGUCAAAGAUGAUGCUAUAUCUACUCCAACAUCCUCUCAAACUUCCGAAGUUGAGACGACUCCAUUAAGUACGCCAGAGGUGGAGCCAAAAUUGUUCAGAUAUCGUGCCAAAUCUACUCCAACAUCCUCUCAAACUUCCGAAGUUGAGACGACUCCUUCAAGUACGCCAGAUGGAAAGCCACAAUUCAUCGAUCUUCGUGCCAAUUCUAUUCCAGAACUGUCUCAAGCUUCCGAAGUUGAGACGACUCCUUUAAGUACACCAAAUAUGGAGUCAAAAUUGUUCACAUAUCGUGCCAAACCUACACCAACAUCCUCUCAAACUUCCGAAGUUGAGACGACUCCUUCAAGUGCGCCAGAUAUAAGACCAAAAUUCAUCGAUCUUCGUGGCUGUUCUAUUCUAGAACUGUUUCAAGCUUCCGAAGUUGAGACGACUCCUUUAAGUACGCCAGAUAUAAGACCAAAAUUCAUCGAUCUUCGUGCCAAUUCUAUUCCAAAACGCUCUCAAGCUGCCGAAGUUGCGACGACUUCUUCAAGUACGCCAGGUGGAAAGAAAAAAUUCGUCAAACUUUGUGCCAUUUCUAUUCCACAACGCUCGCAAGCUUCAAAAGUUGUGACGACUCCUUUAUAUACGCCAGAUGGAAAACCAAAAUUCAUCGAUCUUCGUGCAAAUUCUACUCCGAAACUGUCGCACAAAGCUUCCAAAUUUAUGACUUCUUUAAAUACUCCAGUUGUAAAGCCAAAAUUCUUCACUCUUCGUGCCAAUUCUACUCCAAAAUUUUCUCAAUCCCGCCUACGUUUAUCUUCUAUCAUCGAAGAUAAACCAAAAGAGAGGAUCCUUUCACCGAGCAUACUGGAGAGAUCCUUGAUUUUCGAAAACAAGUCAAUCAAUUCGUCGAGCAAGUCUGAGAAUAUUCGAAGAUCUAAGAAGAUAUCUCCGAAUCUUCUGGAAAAGACGUUUAUCUUCGAAAAUAGAUCAACGCACAACAAUUGCCAAGAAUCAAGUAACUCCACAGAUUCCGUGGUUCCGUUACGGAGUAAACAAUUGAAUCGCAAGAAGAAUAUAGUUCAAGAGAUCGUUCGAGAAUUAGAUGAAAAUAUGAGAAAAUCGUUACAGCCGCAUCAUAGUCAAGAUGAUAAAGAGAACUUUGUGAAGCAAAUAGUGAACGCUUUGGAGAAUGGAGACAUUUCUAAAAUGAGAAGCCUAUCAGGAAGUUCUAUGAAUGACGAAGACAGCCCCAGCGAAACUGAGACAAAAUUCUGCGUCGCAUCUCCUACUUCCACAAACUCCCCCAAGGAUACUGAUUACAGUGAUUAUAGCCGAAAAUCGACGACUCUGAACAGCGACGUCGAUCAGCCAUUGAGUUUUGAACACUUCAAAGAUGGCACGUUGAAAGACGAAGACGAAGAGAAAAAGAAGAAAGAUGCUGAAGAUGAUUCUGUUCAUUGGAUAUCCAUACUUAAAUGUACACUAUCAAGAAGUAGUUCUCCAUUGAGCAUGUUCUCCAAAUUGCCUGGCGAUGAUCAAUCUCCAUGUAUUAGUCCGAUUAAAAGCCCGAAUGAAGUUGAAUAUUCACUACGAACAAGCUGGGGAGCUACUUACAAGACGAGCAACAGACUCAUCAAGAAAUUGUUCCGCGAGACCGCAGUGAUAGAUUCGGGAUACUCUGAUUAGAGUGGAUCUUAUUUUUCGACCAUUGAGUUCUUCCCACAGUAAGGAGUGUAUCAAAAAUUUUUGGUAAAAACUUAUUUACUUUCAAUAGUCAUGAGAGAAAAAUGUAGGACGCUUUACGAGUGAUUAAGUCGGAAAAAGUCAAAAGAGAGGAAUUUGCGAAUUAUUUCAUGAUUCAAUUUGACGUAAAAUGUAAUCUAAUUGCCAGAGAAUUUGUUUCUAAAAUCGCGGAUAUUUGCUUCGAUACUUUCCAGAUGAUGCUGCCAGUGACUUGGUAUAAGGAGUAUCGUGUCUUCCGAGUAUUCUGUAAAUAUAAAAUAAUAUUGUAAUAUAAUAAAAUUAUAUAUAGUAUAUGUAUAUAAUAAAAUUUAAUGCAUGCGUAUGUAAUGAUAGGUAUAUUGAAUAUUGUAAAGACCGGAAAGAUCGAAGUAACAUUGAGAAUAUUCAUAUUUUUCCGAACAUUUUGUUACAUUACGUAUUCAACAAAUUGGCGGUAAAUAAUUUUCAAAUUCAUUGUAAUUCAACUUUGAUAUCUAGUUUUCUUUUCUUUUUUAUUGUAAGCAAGUGAUUGAUCGAAAUAAUGUGAUUUUAUAUUUGCUAAUGAUAUGAACGAAGUCUUAAUAUUGUUGGCAUUCCGUAAAAUUCGAAUUUGUCUUCCUCUUUCAAGUCGAGCUCGAAUCUCUUAGAAUAACGAAUUAUUUUAAUUAUGAAUGUUCAAUAGUUUCACGCAUAUUAUACGCAUACGAAACUGUAUUUCCUAUAUCUAUCUAAUAUUUUCUAAUAUCUGAAAAUAAAGAAUUUGAUUUUUAUUGGUUUUUACCGAUAAACAACUAAUUUUUUCUAGGA